Carya illinoinensis is the source of this 1413-nucleotide messenger RNA. RefSeq lists its product as uncharacterized. The transcript has 2 exons. NCBI's taxonomy places the organism in Eukaryota, Viridiplantae, Streptophyta, Magnoliopsida, Fagales, Juglandaceae. The record is from RefSeq and is a predicted model, not a curated record. The coding region runs from base 1 to 1413 and encodes 470 amino acids.
AUGGAGGUAGAUGAACUUGCUAACAGAUGGGAGAGACUACAGCUCUCAAAAGAGGAAAGUUCUUUCUUUCAUGUUAAACCAGAAGAAGAUAUGGAGGGAGGGAGGCGUGGAAAGCAUAGUAUCAUUGGAAGAGCUCUAACUGAAAAGUUAGUCAAUAGUGAAGGCUUUAGAGUAACUAUGUCCCAAAUCUGGAGGCUAAAAGGAUGGGUAAGGUUCAAGGAGUUGGGUGACCAAUGCUUUUUGAUUGAGUUUCAAUGCAUAACAGAUAAAGAAAAGGUUUUGAGUGGGAGGCCAUGGUUCUAUGACCGAAGCUUACUGAUCAUACUGGAGGUUGACGAAUCUGUCUCGAUUAAUGCUCUACGGUUUGAAUUCAAACCAUUCUGGGUGCAACUACAUAACUUGCCACUUGCAGCAAUGACUGAAGAUUUCGGGACCCAAUUUGCAUCAUCAGUGGGUCAUGUGAUCAGAGUGGAAUCAGACUCGGAAGGACUAGCAUGGGGAAGGUGCAUGCGUGUUAGGGUGGCAGUGAAUCUUCAUAAACCACUACUGAGAGGGAAGUGGUUAAUGUUCGAUAAGCAGAAACACUGGAUCUCCUUCAAAUAUGAAAGACUCCAGAAUUUUUGCUUUCACUGUGGUGUGCUGUAUCACAGAGGAAAGAGCUGCUCGAGACCACGGUUUGAGCAUCAAGGUGAAGAACAAACAGUGCAGCAAUAUGGAGCCUGGCUCAAAGCUCAUCCCAAGAACACAAAUAUCUUUGACAACCACAAAUAUGGUGGGUCAGACUCUCAAAAGCAGUUUCAAGGGGAUCGGCAGGGAGGAAGAUGGAGAGGUGAAGGUGGAGAACACGGCCUGAAGGAGCAGGUAGAGCAACAGGACCCUACAAGUGAACAGGAGAAUGCUACAGUCGACAAACUGAGAAGGAACACGCCAGACCUUGAUGGGCAUGGGUUGACAGAAGGGUAUGGGUUGACAACAGGAUGCUUGAGAAAGGAAACCAUAGACCCCCAAGAUAGCGUGAAUUUACAAAAAGGAUUAGAAGAAAGUCAAAGAAAAAUCCCAGAACAGCCCCUAGAACUGCAUGAGCGCAAGGUCCAAGUCAGAACCAAAUUGAGUGAUGCUCUACCAGGAAGGGUAGACAGCAAUGAGCCUGAGGCAACUGACAAGAGGAUAAAAGCUGGGAAAUGGAAAAGGAAAGCCCGAGGGGAACACAUCCAAACAGAAGGAAACUCAGGUGAGGCUCUUGCUGAUCUAACAAACUAUAACAUGAGAAAUGCAAGAAAGGAAGAUAGAGAAAGGAAGAGGCAUAGGAUCUUUAAUGAACACAACCCCAAAAGAACCAAGAAACUCGGAGAAACUAAUGAAAACCAUACCCCAAUGGCAGAGGCUGGAUCCCAACCCUGCCAAGAACAAUGA